Messenger RNA from Microtus ochrogaster (prairie vole), 2197 nucleotides. It is a transcript of the gene Chst12, whose product is annotated as carbohydrate sulfotransferase 12. NCBI's taxonomy places the organism in Eukaryota, Metazoa, Chordata, Mammalia, Rodentia, Cricetidae. The record is from RefSeq and is a predicted model, not a curated record. Gene Ontology annotation, biological process: carbohydrate biosynthetic process; proteoglycan biosynthetic process. Gene Ontology annotation, molecular function: sulfotransferase activity. Gene Ontology annotation, cellular component: membrane.
GGGAGGAGGCGACAUCGCCCGCAGAAGCGGCAGCAACAGCAUCGGCGGCCGUGGCAAUAAGCGGGCGCUAGGUUCAUCUCCCAGCACCAUGUCCCAGCUGUACACAGGACUAAAGUGAGGGGCCAGGUGUGGACCCUGCCCAGGGCAGCAUGACCAAGCCUCGGCUCUUCCGGCUAUGGCUGGUACUGGGGUCGGCCCUCAUGAUUCUUUUAAUCAUUGUUUAUUGGGACAACGUGGGCACCGCCCACUUCUAUCUGCAUACAUCCCUAUCCAGACCACACAUCUUGGAGUCCCUGCCCACCCCAGGACUGGGUGGUGAGAAUGUGUUCACUUCCGAUGUGGACGAGUUUUUGGACACACUACUUAGUUCCGAUGCAAAGCAGAAGGAUCAUUCCAGAAGAAAAACUGAGCAGCCCCCGGUGCUCACCCCCAGCAAGCCGGUCCUGGACCACAUGGAGGAGAAUGUGAGAGGCUAUGACUGGUCCACCCAUGAUGCCCAACAGAACCCAGACCGGGACCGGCAGCAGGCUGAGAGGAGGAGCCUGCUAAGAGAUUUCUGUGCCAACGCCAGCCUGGCAUUCCCCACCAAGGACCGCUCUUUUGAUGACAUCCCCAACUAUGAACUGAACCACCUGAUCGUGGACGAUCGUCACGGGGUCAUCUAUUGCUACGUGCCCAAGGUAGCCUGUACCAACUGGAAGCGGGUGAUGAUCGUGUUGAGUGAGAGCCUGCUGGACCGGGGCAGCCCCUACCGAGACCCCCUGGACAUCCCCCGGGAGCACGUGCACAACACCAGCACACACCUGACUUUCAACAAAUUCUGGCGCCGCUAUGGGAAGUUCUCGCGACACCUCAUGAAAGUCAAGCUGAAGAAGUACACCAAGUUCCUGUUUGUGCGCGACCCCUUCGUGCGCCUCAUCUCAGCUUUCCGCAGCAAGUUCGAGCUGGAGAACGAGGAAUUCUACCGCAAGUUCGCGGUGCCCAUGCUCCGGCUGUAUGCCAACCACACCAGCCUGCCCGCCUCGGUGAGCGAGGCCUUCAGCGCCGGUCUCAAGGUCUCCUUCGCUAACUUCAUCCAGUACCUGCUGGACCCCCACACCGAGAAGCUGGCUCCCUUCAACGAGCACUGGCGACAGGUGUACCGCCUUUGCCACCCGUGCCAGAUAGACUAUGACUUCGUAGGGAAGCUGGAGACCCUGGAUGAGGAUGCUGCCCAACUCCUGAGGUCCCUCAAAGUGGACUCCCAGCUCCACUUCCCCCCGAGUUACCGGAACAGGACAGCCAGCAGCUGGGAGGAGGGCUGGUUUGCCAACAUCCCCCUGGCCUGGAGGCAGCAGCUCUAUAAACUCUACGAAGCUGACUUUGUUCUCUUUGGCUAUCCCAAGCCAGAAAAUCUGCUCAGAGACUGAGUUCCCCAGCACCAAAUAAGCACCCACGCUAUCCCAUUAAACUGAAUGACUGUCGUAGUGAGGCGGUCCUUGGAGGAUGGGGUCUCUCCUGGCUUCCUUGGCCUUCUGGUGUGACAGGUGGAGGGUGCCACACCUUUCUCAACAGGAGACCCCUAGCGCCUCACACUCCAGGGUUUUGCACACCCCACCCUUUUUCAAUCUGGAUUUGUUUACUCCACAGCCUGUGUUCAUGGGACACUGUUAAUACCGUUUUCUAAGAUUAAUAUAUUUCAGAUAUAUUUAAUACGAAAGUGGGAGAGAGCUGGAGUAAAGCGCGGCGCCCGCACCCUUGCGCUCUUUGUGGUUCUUUGGGUCAGGCAACAGCACACACAGGAAGGGGACCAGGAGUUGAUGGGAUAUCCAAGCCUCACACUUCCCCUGGAGGGGAACGUUCUCAAAGUGUCUUCACUAGACAACAGCUUAAAUUUGAAGCCAGCUGCCUCAGUUUGCUGUUACUGUAGCAAACCCCCUGAGGUUUUUAAGGGCCUGGUGAGGCCCUGUGAGGCCCUCAGGGAGGUGGCAGCAGCUGGAAUAUGUGCAAGAGGGAAGGAUCUCACCAGACAGGAAACAGAGUGUGGCUGUGGUCCUGCCUCUUCUGAGGGCAUUGGUUCCCUUCAGCUUCGAAAUCCCUGGCCCCCAAGGACAAAACCCCUGGGUGACGUAGCCAAACCAUCCCCAGUCAUCAUAGGUUUUGCCUGUAGUAUUUUUUUAAUAUUUUUUCUUUAUGCCCAAGAGUGGUAUUGCUGGAU